Lathyrus oleraceus (garden pea) is the source of this 714-nucleotide messenger RNA. Its product is annotated as ATP-dependent DNA helicase PIF1-like. NCBI's taxonomy places the organism in Eukaryota, Viridiplantae, Streptophyta, Magnoliopsida, Fabales, Fabaceae. The record is from RefSeq and is a predicted model, not a curated record. The transcript has 4 exons. The coding region runs from base 1 to 714 and encodes 237 amino acids.
AUGGUACAAAGAGCUAUUUUGACACCAACAAAUGAUGAUGUCCAGAAAUUGAGUGAUAUGUUUAUCGAUCAGUUUCCAAGAGAAGAACAUGAUUUGUUAUUGUUUGACGGGGUUGAAGGAGAUAAUCAUAAUUUAUACCAGCAAGAAUUCUUAAAAUCAAUUGCACAAGGUAGUUUGCCACCACAUAUUCUAAAGAUAAAAAAAGGGAAUAUGUUGGAUGUGGAAAUCUUAACAGGAAGCAACGCAGGAAAACGUGCUUUUUUGUCUAGAAUUAAAAUAAAAACAUCUGCAAGUGAUGGACUGCAUUUUGUCCUUAGUAGAAAGCAGUUUCCUGUGCGACUAAGUUUUGCAAUUACAAUAAAUAAAUCACAAGGACAAACCAUUCCAAAUGUUGGAAUAUAUCUUCCACGAUAUGUUUUUAGUCAUGGACAGUUAUAUGUGGCUUUAUCCAGGGGUGUUUCACAUACUACAACAAGAGUUUUAACCAGGGAAGGAAAAUUGAAAGGAGAAGAUGGUGACUACACAAAAAAUGUAGUCUACAAACAAAUUCUUUUAUCGCACCCGCAGAUAACAGACUUUGAAGAUAAAUGGAACACAUGGAAGGAUGAACAAAGUAUUUCAUCCAUCGGCAAACUCGACAAUAAGUUUUUUAAAUCUCAAGAGCGCAUUGAUAAAGGGAUGUACGAAGAAUUGAUUCGAAUCUUUAUAAGAUAA